Nematostella vectensis (starlet sea anemone) is the source of this 636-nucleotide messenger RNA. Its product is annotated as cytochrome c oxidase subunit NDUFA4. NCBI's taxonomy places the organism in Eukaryota, Metazoa, Cnidaria, Anthozoa, Actiniaria, Edwardsiidae. The record is from RefSeq and is a predicted model, not a curated record. Bases 124 to 372 code for a protein of 82 amino acids. The transcript has 4 exons.
CGGUGACCUGGGUUGUGACGUCACACGGCAAGUCUCGCAAACGCCAUCUUGAACGUGAGGGCAGUUGGACCGGCCUUUUACCCAUUUUUUCAUAAAAAAAAGAAAGCCUUUUGUACUGUGAGAAUGCUUGUCCGGUACCUAAAAAGAUACCCUGAGUUAAUACCACUUUUUGUGUGUAUUGGUGCUGCUGUCGGUGGGGCUACCUGGUUUAUAGGACGUUCAUUGUUGACUCACCCAGAAGCCGCAAUCGACAAAAAGAACAACCCUUACCCUUGGCAGCGUGUGGCACCAAAUGAGCAGCGCAAGUUAUUUUCUACUAAAGACUACAGCAACCUGAAGCAUGAGAGACCAGACUAUGAAAAGGAGUCUUAGGAUAAUUUGUAUUUUUCUUACUUGUUGAUAAAUUUGAGGCUGUAAUAUUGUAUCUGCUGAACUUUAUGUUGAAGAAAAUGUAACGUUUUGGAGGAAAUUUGAAUCCUAUGUACCUAAAAGAGAGUGUGUGUACAAAUAAGGUUAUGUACAUCUAAAUGUGAUGAGACUUGUGUAAUUUCAUAGUCAGUCACCGGACAAAAAUAAGAGACUCUUAACUUAAUUGCUGGCUUGUUUGAAUGUAAUUAAAGUUACAAAUUAUUCUUA